AUGGCACCAAACGGAGUACUAAACAGCCCUGAACCAGACGCCAGGUUGGAAACCCCGACAGGUGGAGUAGGAACAACAGCAGAUGAUGUGGCAGCAGCAGGUGUUACUGAGCUGGCAAGCAAUGCGCCAGAUGGCUGGGAGUUAGAAGGGAGAUGUAAUGUCGGAUGUACCCUUCGGGCAAUAGCUGCCCAUUUCGCGGUUUCCCUCCGGUCAGCUUCAAGUGUUGAUCCUCUUGAAGAACAGAAAAAGAUAGCAAGGGCACUCAGGUUCUCAGGGACACAGAAGGCUAGAAUUGUGAAAUCUUUUGAUCCCCAAACAGCCCUUUUGUUGAUUAUGGAGUUACAUGUUUUGAUAGGAAGAUCUGAUUUGGUGGAUUUAAAAGAUUUGCAGGAAAUGUUGGUUCGAUUAUGUAAAAAACAAAGUCAUUUGUUAUUCAACCUCUCUUCCACACAAAAGGGUAAAAUAAUGAGGUUUGGGAAUAUUGCUGGUGUAUUUAAAGUCAUGUCGAUUUCAAUUAGUGCCCUUGAAGAAGGGGAAGUUGACACCGCUUAUAUAACCAAACUUGCUAAGCUUGCCACUGCUGAGAUCAUUUCAUCAAAGAUAAGGAAUGAGGCACUUCGAGUUGCUUUCAUACAUGUUGAAGAGGUUCCAGGUGGUGAUGGAAAGAUCACAAAGUCAUUUUAUUCGAAGCUUGUGAAAGCUGAUAUCAAUGGAAAAGACCAGAUAUCAGUUACUUACUACAUGCAAAACCUCGAUUGUUCCUUUCUCAAGCGGGGAAAAGUCAAAGGUUUUAGAUUCCACCUAAAUCUUCAUGGAAUUGUAACGAUAGAAUCUGCUUCGGUUUUUGGUCUUGAAGCAGAUAUAUGGAGUGCUGGUGUGAUUCUUUACAUUCUUCUUUGUGGGGUCCCACCUUUUUGGGGAGAAUCUGAAAAUGAGAUCUUUGAAGAGGUUUUGAGGGGUAAACUCGACUUUUCCUCAGAUCCAUGA
This is a messenger RNA of Lactuca sativa (garden lettuce), 987 nucleotides long. The record is from RefSeq and is a predicted model, not a curated record. Lineage: Eukaryota; Viridiplantae; Streptophyta; Magnoliopsida; Asterales; Asteraceae.